Molecule: messenger RNA, 771 nt
Organism: Peronospora matthiolae
Lineage: Eukaryota; Oomycota; Peronosporomycetes; Peronosporales; Peronosporaceae
Source: the annotation of a GenBank genome assembly
AUGAAUCGCACGCUGGUCGAGUGUGCGCGCUGUAUGAUGGAACACUUUGGACUGGGAAAGAGCUACUGGGGUGAAGCAGUGAUGACGAUGAUGUUUCUUCGGAACCGCUGUCCAACACGUGCCAUCCACCAAUGCAAGUCUCCAUAUCAAGUGUGGACAAUGAAGAAACCGAUUCUGGCCAACCUCAAAGUGUUUGGAUGCCACGCGUAUGUUCAAGUGCCUCAAGGCAAACGCGCGAAGUUCGACUCCAAGUCAUCACUCUGUCGUUUCCUGGGGUACGCCGAACACCAGAAUUCAUAUCGAUUCGAGGAAGUGUCAACAGGAGCGAUCAAGAUCAGUCGCGAUGCCACGUUCAUGGAAAACAAGUUUGAUGAAGGUCCGCGCAACUACAGCGAUGAGUCAAGUGCCGUUGAGUUUGACGAUCAAGACGAGGACGAAGAAAAAGAAGAAGGUAAAACUGACGUCAACCUGAAUUCGAGCGACGAUGACGACGAAGACACCAGGUCUUCGAAGAGCAACAUCAAGGGACACACGCGCACUCAAUCACUUGAGAAAUCUACCGUCAUUUCAAGUCCCGAGCAAAGAACGUACAGAGGUCCGUCGCUUGAGCAUGUAUCAGCGGCUGCGAUGGAUUUUGAAGCAGCCUACAUCGUUGAUUCAGUGGGGGAAAUGCCGACUACUUUCAAGUCGGCGAUGGAGUCAAGCGACUCCGGCAAGUGGAAAGAAGCGUAUGACUCGGAGUUCGACUCGCUUCAGAGAAACGACACGUGA